AGGAACUAAAGUUAGCUCACAAAUUCCCCACCGGGUGGAGUCUGAGCAGAAGUGCUCUGCAUUUCUCACCCUGAGUUCUGACCUGUAAGUUUUCAAGGAAAUCUUGAGAGAUUUUUCCUUUCAAUUCUUUUUUUGUUUUAAUAGGAGACUGGGAGCUGUGGACCCCAUCGUCGGAAUCCUAGCUGAGAAGCAACUUGUAAUGGAGCCCUCCCCUCUUGAGUUACCAGCUGACACAGUACAACGCAUUGCAUCAGAACUUCGAUGUCACCCGACAGAUGAGAGGGUCGCCCUCCGCCUUGAUGAGGAAGAUGAGCUGAGGCACUUCAAGGAGCAUUUUCAUAUCCCCAAAAUGCAGGAUCUACCUGUAGUUGAUUUAUCUUUAGUGAAUAAGGAUGAAAACGCCAUCUAUUUCUUGGGAAAUUCUCUUGGCCUUCAACCAAAAAUGGUUAAAACAUAUCUGGAAGAAGAACUAGAUAAGUGGGCCAAAAUGGGAGCCUAUGGUCAUGACUUAGGAAAACGUCCUUGGAUUACAGGAGAUGAGACUAUUGUAGGCCUUAUGAAUGACAUUGUAGGAGCCAAUGAGAAAGAAAUAGCCCUAAUGAAUGGUUUGACUGUUAAUUUACAUCUUCUACUGUUAUCCUUUUUUAAGCCUACACCAAAACGGUAUAAAAUUCUUCUUGAAGCCAAAGCCUUCCCUUCAGAUCAUUAUGCUGUUGAGUCACAGCUUCAACUUCAUGGACUUAACAUUGAGAAAAGUAUGCGGAUUGUAAAGCCAAGAGAGGGGGAAGAAACAUUGAGAAUAGAGGAUAUCCUUGAAGUAAUUGAGAAGGAAGGAGACUCGAUUGCAGUGAUCCUGUUCAGUGGGCUGCAUUUUUACACUGGACAGGUCUUUAAUAUACCUGCCAUCACAAGAGCUGGACAAGCAAAGGGUUGUUUUGUUGGCUUUGAUCUAGCACAUGCAGUUGGAAAUGUUGAACUCCACUUACAUGACUGGGGAGUUGAUUUUGCCUGCUGGUGCUCCUAUAAGUAUUUAAACUCAGGAGCAGGAGGUCUUGCUGGUGCCUUUGUCCAUGAAAAGCAUGCCCAUACAAUUAAACCUGCGUUAGUGGGAUGGUUUGGCCAUGAACUCAGCACCCGAUUUAAGAUGGAUAACAAACUGCAGUUAAUCCCUGGGGUCAGUGGAUUUCGAAUUUCAAACCCUCCCAUUUUGUUGGUCUGUUCCUUACAUGCUAGUUUAGAGAUCUUUAAGCAGGCAACUAUGAAAGCAUUGAGGAGAAAAUCUAUUUUGCUCACCGGUUAUCUGGAAUACUUGAUCAAGCAUUACUAUGACAAAGAUAAAGCGGAUACCAAGAAACCGUUUGUGAACAUAAUUACUCCAUCCGGCAUAGAGGAUCGCGGCUGCCAGCUUACACUAACAUUUUCUGUUCCAAUAAAAUACGUUUUCCAAGAACUAGAAAAACGAGGAGUGGUUUGUGACAAGCGAGAACCAAAUGGCAUCCGAGUGGCUCCAGUUCCUCUCUACAACUCUUUUCAUGAUGUUCAUAAGUUCAUCAGUCUACUUGCUUCUGCACUUGACUCUGCAGAAAUCAAAAAUAACAGUGUUUUCUAGAACAACUUAAGGAAGUGUUACUGAAAGCUUUUAUGGUUAUUAUUAUUUUCAAAUUUUAAUAAUUGGAAGUUUUUCAAAACAGAUUAUACAUACCUGGCAAUGAAUUAUAUACUUUACAGAAAAAUCUGAUAUAUUUUUUCCAAGAGUCUGUUAUCCUGAGGAAUCCACAUGUCUGUCCAAUUUCUUCAUGCUUGGUGGAUCAAAGUUUUCACUGGUUCAAGUAUUAUGUACAUAGUCUUAGCUAGCUGUCACAUUUCGUGGUCAGUGAAUGUUUUAUGUCGAUUUAAUUUAUAAUUUGACUGACAACUUCACAAUAUAUGUGCAAUUUUUUGUGCCAAUUUUAGAAAUGUUACUUUACUUUUAAUUUACCAAAGAGUUUCUUAUAGUCCCUGUAAUUUCACAGUCUGAUAUAUGUAUGAUUUUGCAAUAUUCCAUCCAGCUCUAAUCUAAGGAACAGAAAAUACAUUUUCUAGGGCAGUAGCUUUCAAAUGUUUUGGCCACAAUCCACACUAAGAAAUAUAUUUAAUAUCAAAGACUAGUAUUUAUACGUGUUUAUGCCUUAUUUUAUUAAUUCUAAUAUACAAAUUUUUAUAUUUUAACAUCUGUGAAAGAAUAAUUUAUUUUUCAAUUUUCAAUCAAUAGUUCUUACAGUUGCCAUUGACCAUUCUUUCAUGUUACCAUCCUCGCAUUAGCAUGCUUCUCACAAUGAAUAGAUGAUUUUUAAAAAAUGGGAUAUAGAGCAAAAGUGUCAUAAGUUAUUUGUCCAUGCUCUAUUUUAUUAUUCAUUUUAUCUCAUUACAGCAAGUGUUGGUUGAAACUUGUUAAGUUUAUUUCCCCACCAACUCUUGGGUCCUAAUCCAUUUUACAAGGUUGUCCCUUUAUUUGGUGUUAUCGUAAUUUCUUUUUAAUGGGGACUUGCCCUUACAGAAGCCUGUAGAUGUGACCCUGUCUCUAAAAUAGUGAAACAAAUCAUUCCAAGAUACUUGCGAUUGAGAAUUCGAAUUAACAAAUGAGUGCUUCAUCUCUUAGCCUCUAACCUGAAUCUAUGGCCCUUUCUCUCCACUACGAAAACUACAGUUACACUCAACCCUGUUGGACUUCCCUGUUUUUCCACUGUUGAUGCUACAACCACUAUUCAUGACUUGGCAAAAUAGUCUACAUUUAUAUACCUGGGCAGCAAGAAAGAGUGACUACAAUAUAAUUAGUGCCCCUGAUGAACAAAUUUGAAUGAAAUUAACUUAGACAACCACUAGAGUUAAAUAAAAAGAUGCAAAAUGACAGCAAUACCAGCACCUACUGGUAUGUAUUGAGUUCUCACCCUGUACCAUGUAUGGUGCUGAUCUAUUUGUAUGUUAUCUUGCUUAUUUGAGUGGCUGCAUUACUGCUUUAGCAAAGCUUCCCCCUCCAACUUUUGGCAAAACUCAUCUUUGAGGAUGGAAAAGUUCUCAGAAUCCUACAAUUCAACCCUAUACAACUUCAUGUAAAAGGAAUCGUUUUGAAUUUCACAGUGGUAAGCAAAACAGACAUGGUUUCUGUUCUCAGGGAACACGCAGCUUAGUGGGGGAAAUCCGUAGUAAAACAUAUAAACACCCAGGUAAAUCUAUGAUUACAAACUGGAGGUUUUAUGAAAGAAAAACAGAUAGAUGAUAGUAUAAGAGAAAAUCUCAAGGGUAUUAAUUAGAUGGUCAAGUAAGGGGAGGCAUAUGAAGGUGCUUGUAAGUUUAAGUUUAAAUAUUACGCUAAAAAUUAAAAAAAAUAAAAUAUCUUGCUAAUCACAUUAAAAUUACAUCAAAUUAUGUAUACAAAUUAUUCAAAGACUAAUCAGUACUAUGUCUUCAUCACACAGGAUAGGAAGCAGGGUAUUAGAAAUUUCCUUUCUCGGGGCCCCUGGGGGGGGUUCAGUCGUUAGGCACCUACCUUCGGUUCGGGUCAUGAUCCCAGGGUCCUGGGAUCGAGCCCCA
Molecule: messenger RNA, 3570 nt
Organism: Leptonychotes weddellii (Weddell seal)
Lineage: Eukaryota; Metazoa; Chordata; Mammalia; Carnivora; Phocidae
Gene: KYNU
Product: kynureninase
Biological process (GO): NAD+ biosynthetic process
Cellular component (GO): cytoplasm
Molecular function (GO): pyridoxal phosphate binding; kynureninase activity
Source: RefSeq, a predicted model, not a curated record